This is a messenger RNA of Castor canadensis (American beaver), 6922 nucleotides long. NCBI's taxonomy places the organism in Eukaryota, Metazoa, Chordata, Mammalia, Rodentia, Castoridae. The record is from RefSeq and is a predicted model, not a curated record.
GGCACGCUGGGCAAUGGAGUCCUCAAAGGGCGUAUCCCUCUGCGCUUGCGCAUCUGCAGCCACCCCUGUUCAACCCCGCAGAGGUUUGAGUGACAUUUCACCAUCUACAAGCCUCCCACCUCUGGUUGAAGGCCAAUUACGCUGCUUUCUAAAACUUACUAUUAAUAAAGUCAUAUGGAAGAUUGCAAAGCCUCCAACUUGUGUACUUGUCCGAGUAAGAUGGUGGGGAGAAACCACAGCUGGAACACUCUUUUGUCCCAGGGAUGCAUUGCAGACUGAACCAAAAUCUGUGAGAACAACUACACGCUAUGCUAUUCGCUGUGGUCCAAAGCAGUUCACCUCUUAUCUAACAGAUAUGGCUGUAUUGGUACUGGAAGUAAUCACCAAACUUGAUCAUCUUCCAAUUGGUAAAGUUCAGAUCAGUGGACUAGCUCAGCUUUCUCCAACCCAUCAAAUCAAUGGACUUUUUACCAUUGUUUCACCAACAUCAAAGAAACUUGGAGAACUUCAGGUCUCACUUGCUCUGGAGCCUCUGUCAGAAACUUAUGAUAGCUACAAUACUCUUCCUACCACUGACAUGACAGAAAAUGUGCUUUUGUCUGAGCGGGGAUUCGGAGACAAUGCUGAAUCUAGCAAUACCCAGUUUUUGAUUCCAUCAAGGUCUCACGAGAUACCUAGCAUUAAAAUUGAUGGAAAAGAGUUAGCCAACAGUAGUAGAUCAACAACACCGAGGGGAAAGGAUCACUUGUACUUUACAGAUAACGCUGAUGUGGUAAAGGAUUCUUUCUUUGGACUGCAGCACCAUCUUAAUUCAGGACAGAAUUUAGAGUCUGAAAUUCUAAAAGGCAAAGCUCCACGGAAGCAGAUGUCCCUUCUCAACAGUUCUGAAUUUCAGCCUCAAAUUAAGACAGUUGCCAAGAGUCAUAGUGAUUCAUGCAUUCUUUCUUCAAACAACCCUCCUACCAAGGACCUUCUUUCAGCUCUGUUAGAACAAGGCAAUAAACUGCGUAAUGCCAUGAUGAUUUCGGCAAUGAAAUCAAGCCCAGAUACUAGCAUGUUGUUGGACAAAGUUGAUCCUCCUCCAAAAGAAGAUUCUCUUAGAUCAUCAACACAAAUUGGAGCCUUGUCUAACAAUCAAUUUAAAGACCGCAGUGCAGGUCACCUCCUCCCUCCCACUGAGAGUACAUUUUGGAAACAUGAUGAAAAAACUGACACGAGAGCUCUACAGCUGCUAUUAGGCAGUGCUGAAUUAUCCCAAGGUCAUUUCUGGAAUGGAUUAGGCUCUCCUCCAGAUUCCCCAUGUCCUGGGAGUGAUGUAUAUUGCAGCAGUGAGCUGAAUGACCCUCAAUAUGACCAGAGUCUCCUGGAGAACUUAUUUUACACAGCACCUAAAUCUGAUGCCAGCAUCAGUGAUUUUCUCAGUGAAGAUGAUGAUGUGAUCCCUUCUAAAAAAAUGAACCAGUCAAGAUCUCUUGUUAAAUCUUCUAAGGUUAUGGAUUCAAGUGGUCAAAAGCUGAAAAAGAGGGCAGAAAACAAGAAAAAUAGAAAUUUGAUUGGACAACAUGUGUUCCCAAAAGCUCCAGAAAAUGCCCAAGUGAUGACACUCAAUGUAGAUAGACUGGCCCUUCUGGGUAGGACACAUUCAGUCAGAAUCAUCAUCGAAACCAUGGGAAUUCCUCCAGAUAGUCCUCCGAUGACUCCUAAGAAAAGCUUUCCUGGAAGACCACCUAAGCUGACAACAGCAAAAAAGCGCACUUUCUUUGUGGAAUAUCACUUUCCUGUGGGCUUUUCCAAAAGUAGAUCAGAAAAGUCAUCUUUGAUCACCGAAGUUGUUCGACUUGCCUCCAGUAAAGUUACAGAUGGAAUGGUGAAAUUCCAGCAGCGAUUUGUGUUUCCAGUGCAGUUUGGUGGCCCAAUGGUAGAGCACUGGUGGAAUUCUAACCUCACUUUCCAAAUUUAUGCAAAGAAAACGCCACAGAAAAAGCCAGAAGUCAUUGGAGCUGCAUUACUUCCUUUGCGAGCUGUCAUUCAAUCAGAGCUGCUGUCUUUCAGCAACCAACUUCCAGUGCAACAGGAAAAUGGUCAGACUCCAUUUGGCCCUCUGAAGGUAACCAUGGAGCUUGUUACAGAUAACAAGGAUUUCACUGGUGUCAAUACUGAGUUAAGUAACAGUACCCAGCGUACCCCACUUUGUGUUGCUGCAAGUCCAGAUAAGACACUAUUAGAACCCAGUCAAGAUACUACUUGUACCAAAAAUCCACAGAACCUAAAUCAAAUGCAAGAGGAAACUACAAAGAAAACACAAAAAUUGGUGCUCUCCAACGCAAAGUCACCAAGCCCUGUAGCAACAAAUUCUUCAACCUUCAUGGCUGUGCCAGCUUCCCAUAAUUUAGUAAAUCAGACAAAUGAGUCAACAAAAGAAAAUGCCUUGCUGUUGCAUGUGCUGUUGAUGGUGCCAGAUGGGAAAGACUUCAUUACUGGAAAAUCCGAGAAACAACCAUCAUGUAAUGUUUAUUUAAAUUGUAAACUCUUCAGCACAGAGGAAGUCUCCAGAUCUAUCAUAGCAUGGGGUACAACACAACCAGUCUUUAACUUCUCUCAGGUGAUUCCUGUCUCUCUCUCUUCCAAAUACCUGGAAAGGCUUAAGAACAAUGUGAUGGUAAUUGAAACUUGGAACAAGGUGCGGAGCCCAGGACAGGACAAGCUGCUCGGGCUGGUGAAACUCCCUCUCCAUCAGUUUUACAUGUCAUUCAAAGAUCCCAAGAUUUCUCGCCUGCUGCUUGAUGCCAACUACCCAGUUGUUGCUGUCGACAGCUACAUGCCUGUGAUUGAUGUGUUUUCAGGCCACCAAAAUGGGAGUCUUCGAGUCUUUUUAGCCAUGGGUUCUUCAGAUCAGAUAAUGGCACUGCAAAGAUUAAAGAAUGAAGAAGGAACACUCCCUCCCUUCAGCCCUAGGCCAUCCCAUUUCCUGGACCAGCCAUCUGUAGCAUCUGUUGCUAUGGUGAAGGACCAAGGAGAUAGACUGAUGGAGCACCACUUUGAGUUCCAUGUAGUGAUGGUUAAAGGGCUAACCCCUCUUCAGGCAACAGUCUGGGGAGAAGCAGAUUGUUUUGUCCAGUACUACUUUCCAUUUCAAGAAUCGCAAUCCAGUGUGCUCAAAGGAUCUGACUGCCUUGAAAAUGGAAUUAGUCUGAAGCCCUUUAGAACGUCAACCACACUCUGUGUUCCAGAUCCCAUCUUUAACAGUGAGCACCAUCACUCUCUCCUCUUGCCAUCUGAAGUUCCAGUGCAAAGGUUCCUGCUAAGCGCCUUCUCACAGGGGCUCAUACCUGGAGGUGGAGUCCAGUUUGAAGUCUGGUGCAGGUACUAUUAUCCUAAUGUGAGAGACCAGAUGGUCGCCAAAGGAACCUUGCCAUUAUCAAGGAUCUCUGCCAUGGUAACCAUGCAGCACUGUGAAGUUGUGGGAAUGCAGAACUUCAAUCUCCCUUUAACCUCCAGGUUUGAGAACAAGAAAGAAUUGAGGAACCAGUCAUCAGGUUUACUGGAUGUGGGCCUAAGGUACUGGAAUAGCCCAAGAACAGCAGAGGGAAUUCUUGCUGCUCGAGCUGUCUCCAUCUCAGUCCAGAUAAUCAGAGCCUGUGGUCUGCAAGCAGCAGCCAAGGCCUUGGCUGAGCAGGAGCCUGCUCUACAGUUUAAUGCCACAGUUGGAGUCAAUGCCUCUGUCACCACUCAUCUUUCAUUUCUGCCCAAGGGAGAGCAGCGCCGAACCCGUCCUGUGGCCUGUUCCUUCUGCCCUGAGUUCUCCCAUCACAUUGAGUUCCCUUGUAACUUGGUAACUCAGCACUGUAGUGGAGAGGCCUGUUUCCUGGCAGAGCUGUUGGAGUUUGCAGAAAUUAUUUUUGCUAUCUAUCAUGAAAAUACCAAGUCAGUCAGUGAUAUAGCCAGUAUCCAGUCAUGUAAAGAUUAUCUGCUUGGAGUAGUAAAGGUUCCAACAAAAGAGCUGCUGGUCAAGAGAUCUGGAAUCACAGGAUGGUAUCCUGUCAUUUUACCAGAAGAUGAAGGCCUCCCUCACAGCUUGGAGUUUAUGCAGAAGAUUGUAGGUGGUCUGGAGCUUUCAAUUUCCUUCACCCAUCCCGGAGAUAGAGAACGGGUAUUGGAAGCUGCUGAGCUGUUGGGCUGGAGCUUUGAGAAUAGCCUGAAGGAUCUCAUCAAGAUGGAUCAAGAAGAACCAGCUACUGUCACCAUCUCCACCCCAAGACUCUGGCUGCCCAACCAUUGUGUGCUGCUUGCUGGCCACAAGCACAUUCAUAAGAAUACAUAUUGCUACCUUCGCUAUAAGUUGUAUGAUCAUGAAGCCUUUUGGACCCCUCUCAGGAAGCCUAAGGAAUCUGCUGACAAAAACCAGGUUAUGGUUACUUUCAAAGCAUCCAAAAGAGCAGAAGUCACUCGGGGCCCAUCACUGCUUUGGUACUUCAGGGAAGAAAGGCUAGAGAUCCAAGUGUGGCGAGCUUAUGGCAACGAUAGUGUGGAGAGGCCCCACCAGACAGACAGCUGGAUUGGCUCAGCCUAUGUGGACUUGGCCAGACUUGGGGAGAGGUCAGCAAGGACACUAACUGUCAGUGGUGUGUAUCCUCUGUUUGGACGAAAUGCUUCCAAUCUCUCCGGAGCUGCCUUGCGAGUUCAUGUGGUUCUUUCCCCUCUUUCUCCACACACUGAGCCCACUCAUGAGCUGGACUCCAUGGACUGCAGUAGCCACAGUGAGUCUGAGCAGCUCCCCAGCAGAAAUAAGGAGAUUCAACUCUCUCCACCCUGUGGCCACCAGAAGUCUCCUGCCUCCACCCAGAUCCCCUGCAACAGCACAACAGCUGAAGUCCACCUGGCACACAAGGACCCUGCUGAGUUAGAUGGAACUUUUGCAGUCAGCAUCCUGGUAGAAAGAGCGAUGCACUUGAGCUUGAAAGGGAGUCCCUUGACAGAGCGGAAAGUAUCCAUACCCAGUUGCUGUGUAUCCUUUGCAACAGCAAAUGAACCAACUCCAAUAUACACCAAUGUAGUUGAAAACACAGAUUCUCCCAUCUGGAAUUUUCAACAACAGUCAAGGUUAUCAAAAGAGCUUCUUCUGGAUCCACAGCAAACUCUGGUCUUCAAAGUUUGGCAUAAAGGAGAUGAGGAGAGAGUAAUUGGCUUCGCCUCAGUGGACCUUUCCCCACUGCUCUCUGGCUUCCAGUUUAUCUGCGGCUGGUACAACAUCACGGACUUCAGUGGAGAGUGCCAGGGGCAGAUAAAAGUUGCUAUCUCCCCUUUGGAAAGUCUGAUGCACCUCAAAGAAGAAAGACAAGCAAGACGUGGGGUAGAGACCCCACGGUCACUGAUCCCAAUAUACCGCCCCUUUUCCUUUCCUACUUCUAAUAUGUGUGCUGCAUUUCCCAGUCUUAUUGCAAGACAGACCCAAGACCAGCUUGCUCAUAUCUCUUCAAAGGAGUUAGAUUUCUUCUCUUCUGUAAGAAGUGGUACCUCAAGAAGCCAGGCAUCCCGCCAUGAAGAGCAUGUGCAGAACAUCCGCCGAUUUCAUGAAUCACUGCAGCAGGGAGAGGCAAUCUUGACAAGUGAUGACAAACUGACCACAUCGCCUUUGUCCUCUCACACCUCCAUCCUGACUUCUCUCAGGAAGAAUCUGAGUGAGCUAGAUCAGAUCCAGCAGUACUUCAGCCAGAAGCUCAACAAGCCUUCCCUGCCUCUCAGCCCUCAUGCUCAUCCUGCUGUCUUGGAGUGCCAGGAGAGCCCUAAUAAGGACCAUUUUGUACCACAAACCAGCAGCCUAGACCCUGAGAGCCAGUGCAUCCUGGAGAAAUCCAGUAACCUCGUGUCACAAGUCAGCUCCUUAAUCUCCGAUCUGCAGACUAUCACCAGGGAUUCUCAAGCAGCUUUGACUUUUCACCGGGCCAGUAGAAGCAGAAAGGUCACUACCGUCCCAGAUGUGCAGGACACAGAGGCCAUGGAAGAACAAAGCACAAUUCGAGAUGAGCCAUUGACAAAAGCUGUAGAGGAAGACACAAAUUUCCUGCCUCCACCUUCUCUUGAAGACACUUCAAGCAGAGGAGGAAUGUUCCCUGAGGCCCUGGGGCAUACAGUACCCCUUAUAAGGAUGCAGAAUAGUGAGGACACUGAGGCAGGCCCAGACUACAGUGAUGAGGACUAUGAAGAAGACAUCAUUGAGCCCAGAACCCUAAAUGAAAUCACCACCGUGACAGACAAAACUAGCCCUUGGUCUAGUUUCAUGUCAGACAUAAGUGAGGUCAUCAUCCCUCAGCCUGAUGAGGUGCAGAGGGAAGGCUCCUCCUCUCCUUCUCCAGGGCCUUUCCCCAGAGAGGACCUCAAGGUUAGAAGUAGCUUUCAGUCCAGCCCUGAAAGGACUAUCAACCCCCACCUGCCUAGGAAGGGCUCUCCUAGCCCAGGUCUUGUUGCUUGUGAAGGUAGGACCCCUAAGGCCAUGGUUAGAGAGCCUGUCUCAGCCAACCCUCAACUUACUACACACCUAAUGCUCUCAGGAGCCCAAGAGAGCAAUGCUUCUGUUGGAUGGACCUCACUACAGGCAGAUCAGGACAAGGAGCCCAAAGCAGAUGCCUCCAGUGAGUUCAGUGACUCUGUUGAUAGCUUUGAGACAUUUCCUCUACACCUAGCCUCCCAAAGUAAAAGGGAAAACCAUAGGGAGCCAUCCAUGGACUCACCUGACAUCAGGCAGAAGCAGGUGACAACUGGAUCCGAAGUGUCCACAAGGCAGAGCAUCCUUCUGUAUCCUUUGGUGUUUCCCACAUGUGGCCCCUUAGGCCAUCUCCAGGCAUUUUGGAUGCUGGCUUUAGGCUAGCCAAGUGUGGGUGUGAGUGGUUGCCACUUCCUGUGCUCUGAGGGAUAUGGGAAUACC